Molecule: messenger RNA, 1392 nt
Organism: Hibiscus syriacus
Lineage: Eukaryota; Viridiplantae; Streptophyta; Magnoliopsida; Malvales; Malvaceae
Product: hydroxyproline O-arabinosyltransferase 1-like
Exons: 8
Coding region: 121-1191 (356 amino acids)
Molecular function (GO): glycosyltransferase activity
Source: RefSeq, a predicted model, not a curated record
UUAAGAAAGAGACGACUUUCUUCAUACGCCGCCGUUAUAGGCAGUUUCCGCCAGUCCCUUGAGCCGCUCCACCACAUACAAAAAGUUCUACUUCAAUAAAAAGAGAAGCAGAGCGUGAAAAUGGGGUGUAGGAACACCUUCUACACCUUAAUCGUAACAUUCUCUGUAGCUCUAAUCACCUACAACAUCCUAAUCUCAGCCAACUCUCCUCUAAAGCAAGAGCUUCCCGGUCCUUCAAUAUCAUCGAAUUCCGACCCAUUAAUCAAGAUGAUGCCUCAAGGGUCAAAUUCAAAGAAGAGGUUGUUUCACACGGCCGUGACAGCUUCCGACUCGGUUUACAACACUUGGCAGUGCCGGGUCAUGUACUACUGGUUCCAGCAGCAUAAGAAUGGACCCAAUUCAGAUAUGGGUGGGUUUACUCGGAUAUUGCACUCGGGUAAACCCGACAAGUACAUGGAUGAGAUCCCCACUUUUAUUGCUCAGCCAUUACCAGCUGGAACGGAUAAGGGCUAUAUAGUCCUAAACAGACCUUGGGCGUUUGUACAAUGGCUCCAAAAGGCAUACAUAAAAGAAGAUUAUAUAUUGAUGGCAGAGCCAGACCAUAUCAUUGUCAAGCCGAUACCGAAUUUAUCGAAGCCUGGUCGCGGCGCUGCGUUUCCUUUCUUUUAUAUAGAACCUAAAAAGUACGAGUCGAUUCUGAGGAAGUACUUCCCUGAGAACAAGGGUCCGAUAACCAAAAUCGACCCCAUAGGAAAUUCUCCCGUCAUUAUUGCUAAGGAUUCCCUCGAAAAAAUUGCUCCAACUUGGAUGAAUGUCUCGUUGGCAAUGAAGAAAGAUCUCGAAACAGAUAAAGCUUUCGGUUGGGUGCUUGAAAUGUAUGCUUAUGCGGUUUCCUCUGCCUUGCAUGGUGUUGGUAACAUCUUGCACAAAGAUUUCAUGAUCCAGCCUCCUUGGGAUACAGAAGUCGGUGACAAGUUCAUCAUUCAUUUCACUUAUGGGUGUGACUAUGAUUUGAAGGGUAAGUUAACCUAUGGAAAGAUCGGAGAAUGGAGGUUCGAUAAAAGAAGUUUCACUAAUGAAGCACCACCGAGAAACCUUCCCCUGCCUCCUCCCGGUGUUCCGCAAAGUGUGGUAACUCUGGUGAAAAUGGUCAACGAAGCCACAUCAAACAUUCCAAACUGGGGCUCCUAGAAGAUAAAAGCUUUUGGAGGAUUCAACGAGCACACUCGACAUACAUUUCGAGUUUUGGUUAUAGUUAAGGUCGACAAUGGGUUGGAUGUUUACAGUUUCUAUAGAAUCAAAAUCCGAAUUUACAAAUCUGCUUUAUCUUUCACAUUUAGUCCGACGAUUACUAUUCGAAUUCGAAAUCAAAUUAGCUUAUCGUUGUUUUAA